Molecule: messenger RNA, 3874 nt
Organism: Microcebus murinus (gray mouse lemur)
Lineage: Eukaryota; Metazoa; Chordata; Mammalia; Primates; Cheirogaleidae
Source: RefSeq, a predicted model, not a curated record
CUCGGUAGGGGACCGGAAGGUUUAGGGACUCGGUGCCCCUCAUCCGGGAGACCCCGACCCCCAAGGUCACUGCUAGCUAAGUGGGUGAUACACGGGAAACCUGUUAUGAGCUCCUCAUGGGGACAAAGCGUGUGUCGGCUCCCAGGCGUUUCAGAGCCCGCGGGGGCGCAAACUUGGCUUCAUGGUCGCCACUUCGCACACCCAGGGCAAAUUUGGAACUCCAGGGAAACAAAAACCAUAUUAUUCGCCUUCCUUUACGGACUUGGGUUCCCUCCGGCUGCUCGGUUCAUUGGGGUUCUGAGUCUGUGGUUCUGAUGUCAGAAACUCAAGAGAGACUAGUUUGGGAGUGCAUGCACGGAGGGUCGCCGCCGGGAGGAGUUGGCGAUCUGAAUUUUAAUAAAAAUCCUUCCCUGCUCGCUGGUUUCUCUCACCAAUUUGGGAUAGGGUCUGGUGGGUUAAAUGCCAUCCUUUGCUGUUAACUAGCUCUGGUUGGGUUAAGUGAGGAGCAGGUUCAUUGGUGCAGUGAACAUGUGUGAUCUAAUUUUAACCCCACCAGCAACCUUUUGCUUGUGACAUUCAUUACCCCCAUUUUACAGAUAAGGAAAGUCGAGGCACUGGGCACUGGAGGGAUUUGCCCAAGCUUCCACCACAUUUACAGAUAUGCACGGGCCCUUUUUGCAACUAGAGCUCAGCUCAUCCUUAGUUGACGUUGGCCAUCUGUGUUUGAAAAGUGGAAAGGUGGCUGGAAACCCAGCCUCAGCGCAGCCUUGUUAGCCACAAACCGAUGACUUUUGCCCAUUCUGGUUAAGGUCUGGGUUCACCUUGUUCCCCCAAUCCUAGUGAGACCAAGCGUGAAAACCCCUGCUUUUUUAACUUCUCCGUGGAAAGCACUGCAUUACCAUGCUGAGCAAACCCCCCCAAACAAAACUAACUCUGUUUACUUCUAAAUCAGAACAAAAGAACCUUUGGAGUCUGGAGAACAGGACCAAAAAAAUCAGGAAAUUAAGGGCUCAGCUUCCCUCUUAGCCUUUCCCAUUGUGUCUGUCAUAACCCAAGGGGCAGACAGAGCCCCCUCCAGCCCUUCCUUUACAGUGGCCAAAGCUAUAAUGAUGCCCUUAGAAAGUCCCCCCGAUAUCUUCUUGGGAAAAAAAUUGGCUCCUCCGAGCUGUCCCCAGGUCUCUCUCUUCUAGCGCUCUAGCUUAGGGUCAUUUGCAUGAGAACGGAUUCCUUUGUGCAGAGUUGGCCUGCCUGUUCUCUGUCCACCCUUACACUCCUUGAAGUCUUCGUGUUGGGUUGCUAGGCAGAUAUGACCCUGGCUUGCAAAUAAGCUCACUGCAUUUACUAGCCUGUGAGAACUUCAACUUGGGAAACUUCACAGAAACAUGAAGCCCUCAACCAUCUGGAGCUCAGAAACAUAUUUGAGGCUGACUGCAGCUUCUAGAACAUCCAGGUGUUCUGCAGAUGUGAGAAUUCGUCCUGUAGUCACCAGAUGGAGUCUCAAACAGAUGCAAGGCUUAUGCUGUGGUUCUAACACUCCUGAAGAAAGAGGGGUCACUUUCUAGGUGGCUAAAGAGCAGUCAUUGACACUGGUGUCUAACUUUGAAUAUAACCUGUCAUCUUACUGAGCCGUGGUGGGAAAACUGACUACAGGGGAUCAAGCCAAAUUAGGAGUUACAAGUUUCCCCGACUCUCUUGAAUUAGGAUUCCAGACGGGGGCGUCUCAUUUUUAUAGCCCCCAUCACUCCUGCAGCCAUUGUCACUGCCACCACUGGUGCCACCAGUAUCUUCUUGCAAACUCCAUCCCUACUCCCCAGGGACUCCCUGCAUUGAAAGUGAGCAGAAAAGGAGCUCUUGGAAAAGUCUCAACAAUCGGAUCCUCCCCUCACCACCAUGGGCUGGCUUUUUCUAAAGGUUUUGUUGGUGGGAGUGAGUCUCUCAGGAUUUCUUUAUCCUUUUGUGGAUUUUUGUAUCAGUGGGAAAACAAGAGGCCAGAAACCAAAUUUCGUGAUCAUUUUGGCUGAUGACAUGGGGUGGGGUGACCUGGGAGCAAACUGGGCAGAAACAAAGGACACUGCCAACCUUGAUAAGAUGGCUUCAGAAGGAAUGAGGUUCGUGGACUUCCACGCAGCUGCCUCCACCUGCUCACCCUCACGGGCCUCCUUGCUCACGGGCCGGCUGGGCCUUCGCAAUGGAGUCACGCACAACUUUGCAGUCGGCUCUGUGGGGGGCCUUCCGCUCAACGAGACCACCCUGGCCGAGGUGCUGCGGCAGGCCGGCUACGUCACUGGGAUGAUAGGCAAAUGGCAUCUUGGGCACCAUGGCUCUUAUCACCCCAACUUCCGUGGUUUCGAUUACUACUUUGGAAUCCCAUAUAGCCACGACAUGGGCUGCACUGAUACCCCGGGCUACAACCACCCUCCUUGCCCAGUGUGUCCACAGGGUGACGGGCCACCAAGGAACCCCGAAAGAGACUGUUACACGGACGUGGCCCUUCCCCUCUAUGAAAACCUCAACAUCGUGGAGCAGCCGGUGAACCUGAACAACCUUGCACGGAAGUAUGCUGAGAAAGCAACCCAGUUUAUCCAGCAUGCCAGUGCCAGCGGAAGACCCUUCCUGCUCUAUGUGGCCCUGGCCCACAUGCACGUGCCCUUAUCUGUGACCCAGAUCCCAGCAGCCCCAGGGGGCCGCAGGCUGUAUGGUGCAGGUCUCCAGGAGAUGGACAGCUUGGUGGGCCAGAUCAAGGACAAAGUUGACCGCACAGCAAAAGAAAACACAUUCCUCUGGUUUACAGGAGACAAUGGUCCUUGGGCUCAGAAGUGUGAGCUGGCGGGCAGUGUGGGGCCCUUCAUUGGAUCCUGGCAAACUCGUCAAGGGGGAAGUCCAGCCAAGCAGACCACCUGGGAAGGCGGACACCGUGUCCCGGCACUGGCUUACUGGCCUGGCAGAGUCCCAGUCAACGUCACCAGCACUGCCUUGUUAAGCGUGCUGGACAUUUUCCCCACGGUGGUGGCCCUGGCCCAGGCCAGUUUGCCCCGAGGCCGGCACUUUGAUGGUGUGGACGUCUCCAAGGUGCUCUUUGGCCGGUCGCAGGCUGGGCACAGGGUGCUGUUCCACCCCAACAGCGGGGCCGCUGGAGAGCUCGGAGCCCUGCAGACCGUCCGCCUGGAGCGUUACAAGGCCUUCUACGUGACCGGUGGGGCCAAAGCAUGUGACGGGAGCAUCGGGCCUGAGCAGCACCACGAGCUUCCCCUGAUGUUCAAUCUAGAGGACGAUGCUGCAGAAGGUGCGCCUCUAGAGAGCGGCGGUGCCGAGUACCAGGCCGUGCUGCCCAGGGUCAGGGAGGUUCUUGCCGAUGUCCUUCAAGACAUUGCCAGCGACAACAUCUCCAGAGCGGAUUACACUCAGGAUCCCUCAGUAACUCCCUGCUGUAAUCACUACCGAGUUGCCUGCCGCUGCCAGACCGCGUAACAGACCAGUCUGACCACGAGGAGGGAAUAUCUGGAAAUGAGAUGGGCGAGCUCACUCCUAGACUUCAGCUUUACCCUCUUUACACCCAUACGCUUUAAAAAUAAGUCUCGGAAUUUAGUUUUGUAGCCCCCGCCUUGCAUACCACGCCUGCCUACUGUCCCCUCCUCCAUGCCGGCUGGAGAGGACAGCCGAGCUGAGCCGGCUCUGGGGCAGGGAACGUGCUGUCGUGGGAAGCACGUGGGCUCUGGAGUCGGGCACGGGUUCGAGCCCCAGCUUUUGAACUUGGACAAUUAUUUAACCUAACUUGCAAGUUGAUUUUCGAGGGUUAAAUAAGGCAAUACGUGAAAAUGCCUGGUACGUUACCUGACACAGAGAAGACGCCCAAUACAUCUUAGUUUCCCUUUUU